AUGAUUAUAGGCCCCAUUCAAUUGAUUAUAGGAUUUGCUGUUCAAAGUCCUGUACUUAUCUGGCAGGAUGUCAAAUAUAUAUCUAGUGAGAAUUAUUGUUUUGUUCCAUACUUACAGUCACAUGGAACAAUAUGGACCAUAAGUAUUUCUUAUGGAUUUCCUCUUUUGGCUUUAUUAUUUAUAUAUAUUCGUAUAACAAUAUUUCUUUAUCGUCAAUCAACUGUUCAAAUACUUUUAGUACAACGUCGACAACAACGUGAUUUACUUGUUAUUAAACGAAUUGGAAUUACUGUUAGUAUGUUGAUUAUUUUUGAAUUGCCAGAUUUGAUAUUUUUAAUGCUAACAUCGAUGACAGGUGUUGAAUAUGCACUUACUUAUCGCAUUCAAUGGUUUAUUGAUAGUUUAUCCAUGUUAGGAUUAAGCAUAACAAAUGUGGUUUUGACACCUCAAGUAAAAAGUAUUGUAAUGAACAGAUGGCGACGAAACCAAGUAGGAGUUCAAACUACAAAUACAACUCCACAGAGAGCUGCUGGCACUGGUCAACAAACUACUCAACAUUUGCAACCAAGAUAUUGA
Messenger RNA from Rotaria sp. Silwood2, 576 nucleotides. Lineage: Eukaryota; Metazoa; Rotifera; Eurotatoria; Philodinida; Philodinidae. The record is from the annotation of a GenBank genome assembly.